Messenger RNA from Mycosarcoma maydis (corn smut), 1035 nucleotides. Its product is annotated as putative endo-1,4-beta-xylanase. Gene Ontology annotation, biological process: carbohydrate metabolic process. Bases 1 to 1035 code for a protein of 344 amino acids. NCBI's taxonomy places the organism in Eukaryota, Fungi, Basidiomycota, Ustilaginomycetes, Ustilaginales. The record is from RefSeq and is a predicted model, not a curated record. The transcript is spliced from 3 exons. Gene Ontology annotation, molecular function: hydrolase activity, hydrolyzing O-glycosyl compounds.
AUGAAGACCAACUUUCUCGUUCUCCUCUCCGCCCUUCUCGCAGCUUCUUCAGCCGUGACCGCCACGCUGAUCCCUGCCAAGUGCAAACACGAGGCGUUCUCGCAGAGAGCUGGCUCGUCGCUCAACGCAGCCAUCAAGUCGGAUGGUCGCAAGUACUUUGGUACUUGCGCCGACCCGGGCACGUUGGGCAAUUGGCAGAUCAGCAACAUCAUCAAGGCUGAGAUGGGUCAGGUGACCCCGGAAAAUUCGAUGAAGUGGGAUGCCACUCAACCGCAGCGCGGCACGUUUAACUUUGGCAAUGCCGAUCGGCUCGUAGACUUUGCCACCUCAAAUGGAAAGCUGAUCCGAGGUCAUACGCUCGUCUGGCACUCGCAGCUUCCUUCAUGGGUCUCGUCCAUUACUGACGCCAAUGACCUUACCAACGUAAUUCAGAACCGAAUCGCCACCGUUGUGGGAAGAUACAAGGGCAAGGUCUACGCCUGGGAUGUAGUGAACGAGAUGUUCAACGAGAACGGUUCAUUCCGCGAGAGCGUUUUCUACAAGCUCCUCGGCGAGGACUUUGUCAAGAUCGCCUUCGAAGCGGCCAGGAAGGCGGACCCGAACGCCAAACUCUACAUCAACGACUACAAUCUCGACGAUCCCGAUUAUCCGAAGCUCAAGUCGCUCGUUGCUAACGUCAAAAAGUGGCGGUCGCAGGGUGUCCCGAUCGACGGGAUCGGCUCUCAAUCGCAUCUGCAGGCGGCUGGUCAUUUCCUCGACGCCUCAAAGGUUGGCGGUGCCAUGCAGGCGCUUUGUGCUGCUGCGUCGGAGUGCGCCAUGACCGAGCUAGACAUUGCUCAAGCCAGCCCUGACCAGUAUACCAAGGCUACCGAGGCCUGCCUCAACCAGAAGAACUGCGUUGGCAUCACCGUUUGGGGUGUUUCUGACAACACUUCAUGGAGGAAAAACGCCAACCCUUUGCUUUGGAACAGCAGCUACCAGAAGAAGCCUGCUUACAACGCCGUGCUUAGCACUCUCAACUCGUACCAAGCUUGA